AUGGGUUUGAUCGUAGCGAAAUUAUGGCGAUUAUUUUGGUCAGGUAAAGAGCACAAGAUAAUCAUUGUUGGACUCGAUAAUGCUGGAAAAACUACCAUCUUAUACAACUGGGUGACUGGAGAUGUAGUGGAUACGAAGCCCACAAUCGGAAGUAACGUGGAAGAGGUGAACUACCGCAAUCUACGAUUAGUGAUGUGGGAUAUUGGUGGUCAAGAAAGCUUACGAAACUCGUGGUCGUCUUAUUAUACGCAUACAAAUGUUAUGGUUGUUGUGAUUGAUAGUACAGAUGCCGCAAGGCUACCUCUCAUAAAGCAACUACUAUAUGAAAUGCUUGCGCAUGAAGAUUUAGCAAAAGCGUCCUUGUUGGUGUUAGCGAAUAAGCAGGACAAACCAAAUGCAAGAUCCGCAGCUGAAAUCUCCAGUGAUCUUGGCCUUCUAAAUAUGAAGACUAGGAGGUGGCAAAUCCAUGGAUGUUCGGCCAUUAAAGGCGAGGGUCUUAACACAGCACUGGACUGGAUAGCGAAUAAUAUAACAGAGUUAAUUCAAAAAAAAAUCCAAAUAUCGGCACCAUCUUGCAAGAAGUAG
Necator americanus (New World hookworm) is the source of this 585-nucleotide messenger RNA. RefSeq lists its product as uncharacterized. The record is from RefSeq and is a predicted model, not a curated record. Gene Ontology annotation, molecular function: GTPase activity; GTP binding. Gene Ontology annotation, cellular component: cytoplasm; trans-Golgi network. Lineage: Eukaryota; Metazoa; Nematoda; Chromadorea; Rhabditida; Ancylostomatidae. The transcript is spliced from 5 exons. Gene Ontology annotation, biological process: vesicle-mediated transport; protein localization to Golgi membrane; intracellular protein transport. Bases 1 to 585 code for a protein of 194 amino acids.